This is a messenger RNA of Esox lucius (northern pike), 3138 nucleotides long. RefSeq names its product nucleobindin 2a (gene nucb2a). Gene Ontology annotation, molecular function: calcium ion binding. The record is from RefSeq and is a predicted model, not a curated record. The transcript has 13 exons. Gene Ontology annotation, cellular component: endoplasmic reticulum-Golgi intermediate compartment; extracellular exosome. The coding region runs from base 120 to 1547 and encodes 475 amino acids. Lineage: Eukaryota; Metazoa; Chordata; Actinopteri; Esociformes; Esocidae.
CAUUUCAUUUGUAGUCCAUUUAGCCAAGAUUUCAUUUAGUCCCUGGCACUGUCAACAAAUGGGUUAAGGAGUUGUAUAAUUAUUAGCCGAAAUCGUUUGACGGGGACUCUGAUUAAAAAAUGUCUUGGAGCCGGGUACUCCAGACCAGAUGCCUUCUGCUUCUGGUACAUCUGCUCUGUUUUGAGGGAGUGCCCAUCAGUGUGGACAAGACCAAGGUGAACCAGCUGGAGGACAAAACCUCAGAGCCACCACAGAGUGUGGACACUGGACUCCACUAUGACCGUUAUCUCAGGGAAGUAAUUGAUUUUCUAGAAAAAGACCAACAUUUCAGAGAGAAGCUCCAUAACACAGAUAUGGAGGACAUCAAGAUGGGUAAGCUGGCCAAAGAGCUGGACUUUGUCAGCCACCAUGUUAGGACACAACUGGACGAGUUAAAAAGGCAGGAGGUCAGCCGGCUACGGACGCUGAUCAAAGCCAAGCAGGACAUUGAAGGAGGGAAUGAUAUAGCAGUAGACCACCAAGCUCUGCUGAAACAGUUUGAGUACCUGAACCACAUGAAUCCUCAUACUUUUGAGGUUGAGGAUCUGGACCGGCUUAUCAAAUCUGCCACAAGCGAUCUGGAGAACUAUGACAAGGAGCGCCAUGAGGAGUUUAAGAAGUAUGAGAUGACAAAAGAACAUGAGCGGCGAGAACACCUCAAGACACUGGAUGACGAAGGGAGGAAGAAGGAAGAAGAACAUUAUGAGGAGAUGAAGAAGAAACAUGCAGACCAUCCCAAAGUUAACCAUCCAGGCAGCCAGAAUCAGUUCAAAGAGGUGUGGGAGGAAGCUGAUGGUCUUGACCCUGAAGAUUUUGACCCCAAGACAUUUUUCAACCUGCAUGAUUCAAAUGGAGAUGGCUUUUUCGAUGAGCAGGAAUUGGAGGCAUUGUUUACAAAGGAGCUAGAGAAGAUCUAUGAUCCCACCAAUGAGGAGGACGAUAUGGUGGAGAUGGAGGAGGAGCGCCUUCGUAUGAGAGAGCACGUCAUGAAUGAGGUGGACACCAAUAAAGACAGACUUGUGUCCUUGGAAGAGUUCUUGGUUGCCACAAAGAAAAAGGAAUUCCUGGAACCAGAUAGUUGGGAGACACUAGAGCAAAACCAGGCCUACACUGAUGAGGAAAUGUUGGAGUUUGAGGAACACCUGGCCCAGCAGGAAGAGGACCUUAACCAGAGAGCAUCUGACCUCCAGAAACAGAGGGAUGAGUUGGAGAGACAGCAGGAGCAGCUCAAUGCACAGAAAGUAGAGCUUCAGCAGGCAGUAGAACACAUGGAACGGUUGAAAACCCAGAAAGUUGAGCCGCCUUCAGAGGUUCUUGUUGCAGGUAAUGCUAUUCCAGAACCACAAGGAGAGAACCAUCCUUUGCCCCCAGGCCACCAAGAUAUGUCCCAAAACCACCCAGGUAUGAAGCAAGACAACUACCUCCAGAACCAGAUACCUCACAACACCCAGGAUUUGUCUCAACAACACCUCCCGGAUCUGCCGCAAGGACACCAGGAAGUGCCAUAGGGCCACGAUAACCAGCCCACUCAAACCCAGCUGCCUGAUGACUGUGACUGUAUAGGCUCUAUGAAUCAACAACUCUGGCUCCACGAGUCCUCAUCCACAGAUAUUUACAGUGUUUAUAUACCUCCACUUCACCUUCAGCUAGCCAUGUGGUUCUUUGUAACUGAAAACCAGCGAAAGAAAAAUAGGAUUACAGUAUCUAGGCCCAUUCAUGAAUUUCAAUUAGAGUUUUUGAGGCAAGGAACAAUUUUGUAGUUCAGAUACCAGAGUAUUAUUCAAUUUUUUAUGUUUGGGGGGGGGGGGGGGAUUCUGGUUAUAGUAUUGUGUAUGGCCCCAUACCAAAUUAAUUCCUAUGCACUUGUGUAUAUUACUUACACCAUGUUGUUGGUAUAAGUAAUAUGGUGAAUCUAAACAACAAAAAGUCUCCCAAAUUUGUGAUUAAUCUUGCCUCAACAAUGUAUCCUGAUGCAUUCAAGUUCAGAGGCAACCAACCUAACAUCAAAACGUUUCUAGAGUGCAGUGUGAAAAAGAAGCCCUAUCCAAGAAACCUUGUGCAGCCUUCUGCAGGUCACCUGGGUAAUCUAAUUUCUGGCCACAAUGAUGCAGCUGUAAGGUGAGGCAUUGACUGAAACCACUAUGACAGUGCUGCCCAAAGGGUAAUAUGGGGACUCUUACCCCUAGCCUGUCCAAAUGCAAGGUGGAAUGAUUACCAGUUGUGUACACCUGACAAACCCUCUCAUAUCUUCAAACGUGUUUAGGGUUUCAGAUGGGUUUGAUGGCUUGGGCUGAGGUUAUCUAGGGAUUGGUCAUCAUUUCUUUACUUCAAAUCCUAAAUUUGGGUGGAAUGGUUUUGGUAUUGUGAGUAUCUAGAGACUGUAUGUUAGAACAUUGUUUGAGUUUGAUUUAGGGGUGUGUGAUAUGGCAAUGUGGUCUAAUAAUUUGCCGGCUACUCCAUCUGGCCAAUAUUUCCUUUAAGAUAACAUUGCAAAAAGCCCUGAUAAUUGAGCAUUAUGAAGACCGCUGUGGAAUGGAUCAGAAUAUGGACUAUGGAUAGUUUUGGGAAUGUAUGUUAAUUCCUGUGUUACGUGGCAUCAGCUUGGACUUGAUAUCUUCACAUCUGGUUACAGCAGUGUAUGCUUAUGUUGGCUAGUCAUGCAAAGCCUGAGUGGAUUUCAGUAUUAUUUAUCAGUAUAAGGCUUUUGUUGCAUCUAUAUUCUAGCCAAUUCACCAGAUUUGUGAAUUCUACGCAAAUGUAAGAAUCAUAUUUUUCUCUAUGGACAUUACGUCUGGUUUUAAAGUUUGUGCUUGAAUUAAGGCUACUGUUUAUAAUGAUCUGCAGGUCUGUUGGCACAAAGCUAUGGCCGGGGCCAGUACGGGUAUUUAUACUGUACAUGCACAUUAAAUGACAAUGAGGUCUAUAUUUUUUAGCUGGGAUGUAAACAAAAAAUUUUUAGUUUUUAAUUUGUUAUGUGCUAUUCUCAUGAACCAUCCAGAACUACACCAUAUUUUCAUUGUUUGCACAAACUAUUGUACAUUUUUGGUUUGCCAAUUGCACAGGACAGGUAAUGAUAAUAUAAAGUGGUGAUUACUUUUU